Messenger RNA from Mercenaria mercenaria, 2281 nucleotides. RefSeq lists its product as uncharacterized. Gene Ontology annotation, cellular component: cytoplasm. The transcript is spliced from 7 exons. Gene Ontology annotation, biological process: apoptotic process; proteolysis. Bases 256 to 1809 code for a protein of 517 amino acids. NCBI's taxonomy places the organism in Eukaryota, Metazoa, Mollusca, Bivalvia, Venerida, Veneridae. The record is from RefSeq and is a predicted model, not a curated record.
AUGCGUAGGGAAAUAUGUGUUCCCAUUGUUACAAUGUGAAUGCUAUUUAUACAACCGCUUUACAGUAAUUUUCGCGUUUUGUAUUACAAAAGCGAACGCUAGGCAGAUAACUCAACCUGAUCGAAUUUAUGUGUAAACCUGUGCAGACGAAAGUGCAUUCGUGUAUAAUUUAUGGGAGAUAGAUUAUGAAAAUAGUACCAGGAAGUAAUGUAAUUAAGUGACUGUCACGGGUUAAAAUCAAAAGAGUAAUUCACCAUGACGUUCCAGUAUAAUUUUGGUCACAAAUACAGAGGUCGUGCCUUAAUCAUCGGCAAUCAGUUUAUUGAAAAGGGUGCGAAUGGCAAAGACCUCAUCGGGAGAAGGGGAUGCAAGGAAGACUGGAAGAUGAUGGAAGAACUGUUCAUACGGCUUGACUUCAAAGUGACCAUUCUUAAGAACUUGAAAGCUGUUGACAUGAUAAGUGAACUGCAGAAAGCUGCCAGCUCAGCAGAAAACAAAGACUCUGACUGUUUCGUGCUCGUAAUAAGUACACAUGGUGAAGAAAUCAGGGUAGAUAAGGGAACAGGUUUGUGCCCUGCGGCGGAAGUUUGGAAACACGCUGUAUUGGCAGAAGACGCUGAUUUGAAGAAAGGCACAGGAAAAAUCUUCGUGGAAGAUAUUGUUGACAUGUUUAGUGACGACAAAGCCCCUGGGUUGGCUGCGAAGCCGAAAUUAUUUUUCAUCCAGGCGUGCAGAUCGAGAGGGUCUCGGAACAAACUCAUCAGCAUUAGUCACCCCAAGUACGACCAAGGUCACCAAAUCAGUGUUGAAAAAGAGAAAAAAAGCGUCACUGUCAAACUUAAAGAAAUCAAACGCUACGUCACGUGCAAGUUGCGCAGGAAGAAAAAGACGCAGCAGAAACACUGGAUCUAUGCAGACGUUGACGUCACUAACGAGUAUAAAGACUUAGAUAAAGACUGGAAAGACCCGGAUGAGUUGAAAGGCAAGGAUGACAAAUCCGCCGUUGAGACAAGAAAUGGAAACAAUGCAGAUAGUGACAUAGGAGGUUAUUCAACAGAUGAAUAUAGUGAGGACGAUGAUGGCACUACUGAUGACAAUGAUGAAGAUACCUCUGAUGAUGAAGAUGCUUUGAAAGUGGAACAGACAACAAAUACUUCGAAAGAAACUUCGGAAGAAGAUGCUUCUGCUUCUGCAGGGAGAGGAAGUGAACCUCUUCCUCAGUCUUCGGCUGCACAGAUGCCUACCACGCCAUUUGAUGUUGUCCCAAUAAAUUGUCCCAAAGAUUUUCUUAUCAUGUAUCCAGUCAUGCCAGGAAAAGUAGCCUUUAGGGCUCCUUCAGGAUCCUACCUACUGAAGUAUUUGCAUAAAGGUGAAAAUAUGUCCCAGCUGAUCAACGGCAACAACAUACUACAGUACCUUACUAGUGUUAGCCGGGACAUGGCGAGGUACGAGUUUCUUCCAGACUUGAUAAUGAAGUCUGAAUCACAAGAAUAUAAAAUGAAGAAAUUAAGAGGCUGGAUGGAGAGUAAUAUUAAACCUUUGAGCAGAAACAAAGAACUGCUAACAGAAGUGUUGGGAGAGGAACAUAAAAAACAUAUUCAAGGGGAUGAAAGUUUGGUAGCAAAGUAUCUUAAGGAUAAUAUUGAAAAAUUCACGAAGAAGGAAAUGCGACAAAUUCUAAGACGCAUUUUGCCUUUUAAGAUGACGGCAUGCUUGGUUCAUAGGCUUCGAGGUGAUGUCCGUUUUAUUCCAAAACCUGGGACAAGCCCUAUGAGAAAAGUUGUAGAUGUUUAUAACAUCAAGCACUAACCAGUCAAAUGUUAGUGACUGGAAACGAUCUGUCGUCUGUCAGUAUAAGACUUUGAAGCGGACAAGGUCGGUCGUAUAUAUUCAUAAAUACAUUCGAUGUUAAUAAAAAGUAUUUUGUUAUCGUUUCUAUGCCAUAUAUUUUCGUUGAUGAUAAAUAUUAAAAAAUACUUGUAGCUGGAUUGUGUACACACUAUUCCUAAUUACACAUCUAACGCUUAUGUGACAUCUGCUAUUUAAAAUAAUAUCUAAAUGAAUGUGUAGUUUCACGUAAAAUAAGACAGAAAGGUAUUAUAGUCAAAUUAACAGUUUAUCGUGUGGUUGUUUUUAGACUAAAAUGUAGAAAUACAGGAUUUAUUUUGUUUCAGUGUAGCUACGAAAUGUAUUUCAUUGCAUUUAAAUAUACCGAUGGUACAUAUGUUCACAUGAAAAUGUAAAAUCAGAUGUUCAGGAAAAUAAAAUGAUUUUGAAGAAG